CGUAUAGUUGUCAGGCGUGUCAAACAGCAUCAUCAUUAGGAGGAAAGGGAACGCCCUGCAGCCUCUCUUCCUCAUCAUCCAUCCACCGCGGCGGUGUCACAUGAGAGGACAAGCACCGUGGACAAGAUGGAUGACACGUCCUUUUAAGACAACAUGUCUUCCUUUUGAGACCAAUAACCCACGAUAGACAUGCUGCUUUCCUCCGCCAUCUUCCUCUUCGUCAUCCUGCAGACCUGCCCCGCCUCCGCCGACCGGAGGUUCGGUUGUUUGUUCGAGAGGAACCUCUGUACGCUGUACGAGAUCUGUGUCAAUGAUGGGAUGUUCGGUAGGUGUCACUCUCUCCCGAUGGAGGAGGUUUACUCCUAUGACGUCACUCUGCCUGUGGUUCAACACUUUAGACUGCUGCUCGACCAGAUGGCAAACCGAGGUCUGACAUGGGAGGAUGACACCACCCAGCAGGUUCUGGCCAAAGAAUUGUACAAAAUCCGUAGGGUUCCUCACCGGCUGUCACUGAGCGGAGCCACCUACAAAACAGACAGCAGGACACAAGCAGCGGUGAUGGACCCAGUGGAACAGAGACUAAAACCAGCAGAGACGGAGCUUGACAGGAACCUGCAGACGUACCUUCAACACCUCGGACUCCUCCCAAAAACAAGCGGCACUGAAGGCCUGAUUGUUGCUAGCAAGGACGGUCGAAUGCAGUCAGACCCGACCAUUCAGAAGACAUCGUCCUCUCUCAAAGUGAAGCAGAACCUUUCAGCUGAGGAGCUUCAAGUCCUUCUAAACGUCCUCAGGCAGCUUCUCUCCCGGCACCCCGACCCCUCGCCCCGCUUAAGGCCCAUCUACAGCUACGGAACAGAAAGUUCUGUGCCCAAGACCUUGAAAUCCAGACCCAAUAAUUUGGACAAAAGUAAAGGAUCUUCACCCAAGGAGCCGCUGACAUUAGUUGACGAGAAGUUCAUCCAGAAUGUCUUAAGGAACAUCGGCAAGCAGCACCUGGACGUGGACAACCUGUCGCCGCACGACGUAGACCAGCUGUCCAACCUGAUUGUGGACGCUUUGCAAGUAGUAGACAACGGCCGGGGUGGAGAUCGGGUACGGGUCCAACCUGGACCACGAGACUUGGAAGGAGAGUUGAGUGACGGACAAGAAAGAAAGGAGGAGGCGGUCAGAGACGAUGAUGAGAAGUUCAUAGAAGAAACUCCAACUGUUAAGAUCACACUUGCUGAUGCCCCUCAAGAAGUCCACUCACUGACUGACAACAACAACAUGGAGGACAAGGAUGAGAGUCCAAACGUGUUCAGCAAACUUCUGGCCUACUUGGACCAAAGUCCCUUCACGGCCCCACCUUCUCCUAGGCCGCAGAGAAGGGCGGGGCUCGAGAACGUCCAGAGCCGCACCCGCGAGGUGGGCGUAGCGGUGGAGAAGAAGGACACCACCCAAUCCGUGGAGGAGGUGUCGGAGGUGGAGGGCUGGGUCAAGGAGGUGGCCCCGCCCCUUGCGGCGCUGAAAUACGAGGUGGCGCAUAAGAAGAUGCUGAGCGUCCCUGAGCUCCAGCUGGAUGUCAACGCAGACAGAAAGAAGGCGGAUGACAUCUUUGGCUAUGUCAUUACUGACACGGACGGCCUGCAGACCGAUGAAGGUCUGCACAUGAUGGAGAUCCUGGCUCACAUGGCCAGAAUCCAAAUGACCGACUUUGCUGAGCUUUCGGUGGUGGGCCCGGCGGUGACCUUUAAAGUGAGUCCAAACCGUCAAAACGUCAGCACUGCAGAUGUGGUCCACGUGGCAGUUGAUCAGAAAGCGUCGCUGGAAAAGGAAGCCAAGCUCAGCAUCCUGGAGGCGGGAGUCGCAGACGGGAACCACAUCAACCAGAUCCCCACCAAGUACAGCCAGGCUGAGUCCACCAAGUACCUGGUCCUCACCGUGGUGUCCAUCCUGUGCAUCGUGGGCGUGCUGCUGGCCUCCACCGUGGUCUACUGCCUCCGCCAUCGCUCGCACCACAAGCUGAAGGAGAAGCUAACCAACCUGGGCGCAGACACCAGCGGGGAUGCCACCGCCACCUAUCAGGACCUGUGUCGACAACGCAUGGCGGUCAAACCUCAGGCUGAGCGCCGCCCCGAGCCCGCCUCCUCAAGGAUCAACAGCGUGUCGUCUCAGUUCAGCGAUGGCGGCGCGGCCGUCAGCCCAUCGGCUCGAAGCAGCCUGUCGUCGUGGAGCGAGGAGCCCGCCCAUCCCAACAUGGACAUCUCCACUGGUCACAUGAUUUUGUCCUACAUGGAGGAUCACCUGAAGAACAAGGACCGACUAGAGAAGGAGUGGGAGGCGUUGUGUGCUUACCAGGCAGAACCCAACACUAGCACCACGGGCCUGAAGGACGGCAACGCCAAGAAGAACCGCUCUGCUGCUGUGGUUGCUUAUGAUCAUUCUAGAAUCACCUUGAGGCUGGAGAACAGUCAAGGCAACUCUGACUACAUCAACGCCAGCCCCAUUAUGGAUCACGACCCCAGGAACCCCGCCUACAUCGCCACGCAGGGCCCGUUGCCGUCUACUGUGGCCGACUUCUGGCAGAUGGUUUGGGAGAAUGGCUGCGUGGUCAUCGUCAUGCUGACGCCGCUGGUGGAGAGCGGCGUGAAGCAGUGCUACCACUACUGGCCUGACGAGGGCUCCAACCUUUACCACAUCUACGAGGUCAACCUGGUGUCAGAACACAUCUGGUGCGAUGACUUCCUGGUUCGUAGUUUCUACCUAAAGAACAUGCAGACAAACGAGACGCGGACCAUCACCCAGUUCCACUUCCUGACCUGGCUCAACCAGAACGUCCCCGAGACCAGCCGGACCCUCCUGGACUUCCGCAGGAAGGUGAACAAGUGUUACCGCGGGCGUUCCUGUCCCGUCAUCGUGCACUGCAGUGACGGCGCUGGAAGGACAGGGACGUACAUUUUAAUCGACAUGGUCCUCAAUAAGAUGGCUAAAGGUGCCAAGGAGAUUGAUAUUGCAGCUACCCUGGAACACCUAAGAGACCAGAGGCCCGGUAUGGUGCAGACCAAGGAUCAGUUUGAGUUUGUGUUGACCACGGUCGCUGAAGAAGUGAAUGCCAUCUUGAAAGCUCUUCCUCAGUAGGAUGGAUGAAGGACAAGACGUUCUACUGCUGUCUCAUCCACUAGUGGACAUCUUGUCCCGCUAACCUUCUCCUUGUUUUCUGUGUCUCAUGUCCUCGCUGUAUUUCCUUUUUUUCCUCCUCAUCUCCUCUCCACCUUGUGAUGAGCAGAGUGAGCGUAAAAAUAUAUAUUUUAUUUGGCCGAGUGACGUUUAAUAUGUGAAUGGAUUGUUUUUGUUUCAAAAUUAGCUUCUAAAAAGGCUGCACAUCGUCAGUAUGAUAAGGACCAUUCCACCGAAUCUGUGCCAUCUGCAUCCCCAGGAAAUAAAAUAAGUAGACAGUGUUUCCCAUAAACUGCCAAGUUACUUGUGGCGGCGGGGGCGUGGCUAUGGGCGUGGUCACCAUGACAUCAUCGAGUAAUUUGCCUAAUUUACUACAAUGAUAUGAUUUUCUCUAAAAAGGCUCAAAAAAUGUAUACUUACUAAUUAAUAAUAACAGUUUUGUUUUAAACAUCCAUCCAUCCAUCCAUUUUACAAUAUAAUUACAACACUUUAUGUACAUAUUUAUAUACAGAUUUAAACAAUAAGUUAUUCACUGAAAUAUAUUUAUUAAUUGUGGUUCUUACAAAAAAUAUAUCUUAUAAAAAUAUAAAAGCUAAAAUGUCUCUUAAAGCUCUGCCCCUUUAAUUAGUGCAUACUAAAUAAUUUAACUUUAGCCUACUACUACAACCAUAUUAUUUACCAGCAACAUAAAGUGAAACAGAGGCAGAGGUGUCCUGCCACAGUCAGUAACAAAUAAACAGAAAACAGUAGUGGUGGCAGAUAGACACAAAGCUUCAUCAAACAUGUGAUCCACUGAACAAAGAGCUCCAAAAAUCUUGAUCCUACACUUCUCUUUUGUAAAGUAAAUCUGAACAGCCGAUAUGGGCAUCUACAUCAACUGUAUGAUUUGCCUGUGAAGCUGGACAGGACAAAAAAAUAAAUAAAAAAAUAAAAAAAUCUAUUGGUGGCGGCCUUAAUUAUUUCGUGGCGGGCCGCCACAAAUAAAUGAAUGUGUGGGAAACACUGGUAGAUGAUAAAAUUAGCUGUAAAAUAAAAAUAUAUAUAUUAAUCGGAGUGUCUUGCACAUUGCAUUUUUUAAUAGAUACAAUUGAAAAAAACCGCAUACAUGUCUUAAAAUCAGUCUACCCCAGGGCAGCUGUGGCUACAAAUGUAGCUUACCACCACCAGGUGUGAAUGAAUGAUGGGUUCCCACUUCUCUGAGCACUUUGAGUAUCUAAUAAUAGAAAAGCGCGAAACAGAAUCUAAUCCAUUAUUAUUAUUAUUAUUAUUUAAAAAAAUGUAACUUAACUAAUCAUUAAAAUACCUCAGAAAUGUGAUAUUUUUUACAUGGGUGUUUUAGUCCGUAUGCCUUAUUCUUUUUUUAUUUAAAACAAAAGUACAUUUUAUAAUUGCCAUUUACCCAAUUCAUUUUAAUUUCAGGUGAAAUUUAAUGAGUUUUUCAAUCCAGCAGAUGGUGCCAUUAUAAAACAUCAACACAAUAUCAGUGCCGUGUCAAUACGGGUAGUGAGUGUGCCAAACUCACUGAAACAUCACCGCUACUAAAAACAUACUUGAAGUUCCUGUUACUCAAGUGGUUGAUUUAUCUUUGAGCCAGUUAACAAGCACAGAUUUGGUAGAAUGUCCUUUACGCUAUUAAGGUCAAUAAAAAGAAGCUGGUGGCAAAUAUUCCAUCUUUAUGUGGCUGUAAGUCAGUGAGCGAAGGUUUGGCGUCCCAAGUUUGAUGUUUGUUUUUUUAUUUCUUUGACAUUUCUGUCCUUUUGUUCAACAGCAGUCUAACAGGGCGCCCUUAGUGUGCUUUAAAAUCAAUAGUGAGGCCAUAAACACACAAAGCGGCCCCCCAGGGAGGAAUAAAAAAGCGAAGGUUUAUUUGUUUGGGUUUUAAUGCCUCAAAGGUCCUGAUGAAGUCCAGUCUAGAGGAUUGGUACUGAGCAGCUCCUCUUCUAUGUAGGAUUGAAGACUAACUUGUACUUGUAGACUAGCAGGAACUAGCUUGCUUGAAUCCAACAAGUUGUUGCAUGUUCAGCCAGUUUAUUUGAUUGAAUGUGUUGGUAGACUAGUUACGAACAUGAAGUCUUUAUUAGCACACAAUCGUGCUGCAAAAGCUGUGUAAUCAAAAUCAAUAGAAGCAUGAGGUGUUUUGUGUAAGCAACAUUUUUGGACUAUUUCUUGAUUUUAAACAUGAGGCGUCUCCGAACUUGUGCGGUUUCUUUUUUUUUUUCCCAUUGCAUUUCUGAAGCAGCUUUUUGCUUGAAUUAUGCAUACAUCUUGGUUUUCUGUUUUUGCUUAUAGCUGAGCAGAGUGCACAGUAGUUAUUUUAAUGUUGUUUUUUUCCAGUGCUAACUUGUGCAUGGCAAGCAGUCCAAUUAAUAUACAUAAACCUUUAUCUACUAUUGUAUGAUGAUAAAGUUUUAGUCAGUGUGCAACAAGUUCUAAAAAGCUACACACACAUGAAUACAUUGUACAGAAAACCGAGAAGCUAUUUUGUUCUAUUGGUGUUAUUAUAUUGUCAAUAAAGUUGUAUUGUCAAAACAGAAAA
Molecule: messenger RNA, 5695 nt
Organism: Entelurus aequoreus (snake pipefish)
Lineage: Eukaryota; Metazoa; Chordata; Actinopteri; Syngnathiformes; Syngnathidae
Product: receptor-type tyrosine-protein phosphatase N2-like
Exons: 23
Coding region: 190-3120 (976 amino acids)
Biological process (GO): protein dephosphorylation
Cellular component (GO): secretory granule
Molecular function (GO): protein tyrosine phosphatase activity
Source: RefSeq, a predicted model, not a curated record